AUGGCAGCCUCACCAAAAAUAGUUAACCAUCAUGAAACCAACACCUACACAGCCUACGACGUGACGUGUUUCAACCAUCGGGUUCGGACCAUCGUGACACGUUGCCCCGACGUAGUAACAUCAUGGAUCACCCACAUCCGAUCCAACCAUGAUUCAACCAUAAUCGGGCUAGACACCGAGUGGCUAAACCCUAUAGCAACCCUACAACUAUGUGUAGGUCCCAAUUGCCUCAUCUACCAGCUCCUCCAUUCGCCUUCGAUCCCCUCAGCCCUCGAGGAUUUCCUAGGAGACCCACAAUGCAAGUUCUCCGGUGUCGGAAUCUCAGGUGACUCUCAAAGGCUUUUAAAGGAUUAUGAUCUGCGGUUGUCAAGUAUGGCGGAUGUCAGCAAGGUUGCGGCCGAGGCGGGGAAGGUCAGAGUGAAUGCGGGGCUCAAAGAGGUGGCGGACGCGGUGUUGGGGUGGGAGAUGGUCAAGGCUAAGGAGAUUACAAUGAGUAAGUGGAAUCAAGAAGUGCUUGAUGAUAGUCAAGUUAUGUAUGCUUGUAUGGAUGCAUUUGUUAGUUAUCAUAUUGGUAAAGAACUUCUUGGCAAAACUAAAAAUAAUUGUGUUGUGGAAUUGUCUUGA
Messenger RNA from Chenopodium quinoa (quinoa), 624 nucleotides. RefSeq names its product Werner Syndrome-like exonuclease. Gene Ontology annotation, cellular component: nucleus; cytoplasm. The record is from RefSeq and is a predicted model, not a curated record. The coding region runs from base 1 to 624 and encodes 207 amino acids. The transcript has a single exon. Gene Ontology annotation, biological process: nucleobase-containing compound metabolic process. Gene Ontology annotation, molecular function: 3'-5' exonuclease activity; nucleic acid binding. NCBI's taxonomy places the organism in Eukaryota, Viridiplantae, Streptophyta, Magnoliopsida, Caryophyllales, Amaranthaceae.